This is a messenger RNA of Prorocentrum cordatum, 1674 nucleotides long. Lineage: Eukaryota; Dinophyceae; Prorocentrales; Prorocentraceae. The record is from the annotation of a GenBank genome assembly.
CAACGGUUUUUCGGACCAAGAACCAGGGCACAAUCACCAUCCGUCGCCCUUCUGGCUCGAGGCGUUUGCCUUUGCCGGCGCAGCCUCCGUGGACCGUAGCACCCUGCGUAACACCACUGCACGAGCCAUGCGGGGCCUCGCCCGCUGCGCCGUGCUCGCCGCGGCCCCCGCCGCCCUGGGCUUCCAAGUCCUGGACGCCGAGGCCGGGCAGCAGCAGCAGAGCCUGCGGGCGCGCGCGGACGGGCUGGGCAGCGCGUCCGGCGUCGCCGGGCACGAGGUCGCCCUGGACGAGACCAGCGUGCAGCAGUCCUCCGUCGUGCUGGACGAGAUCAGCGCGCAGCAGUCCUCCGUCGUGCUGGACGAGAUCAGCGCGCAGCAGAUCUCGAGCCGCAGCGUCCAGCAGGUGGAUGCGGAGAGCCCCAUCGCACAGCUCAGUGACGAGGUGAGGGAACGGCUGCGGAAGAUGACGGGCGCCAAGGACGACGCGACCCUGGCCGCGGCGAUGUUCCCAGGGUCGGCCGAGGGCAGGCCGGUGCUCGUGGCGCCCCCCUACCUGCGCAACCAGCCCGCGUCCCGGCCCACGGCCGAGCGCGCCGCGAGCCUGCUCUCGUUCGGCGCCGGCGACCGGUCGGCCGCGAAGGCGGCCGGCGCUGGGGCGGGGCUCGCGGAGUUCGCGCCCUCCGCCGAGUUCCAGGCCGAGGCCUCCGGCGAGGCGGCCAGGGCCGCGGGCGCCGCGGAGGCCGCCGCGGAGGCCGCGGGCGCGCUGCCCUGGGGCGUCGGCUCGCCGCGCACCGGCGACUCGCUGCCCAACUUCCACUACUCCAGCAUGCCGAUGAUUGACGGCCCCAAGGAGUGGGAGUACAGUCUGGAGAGCGGGGACAACAUCCGGAGUUUCAGCAGCGCCCAGCAGGACGUGAAGCUCGUGACGCAGGUCUUCGAGAACAUCACCAACGGGUUCUACGUGGACUCGAACGCCGGGGACGGCGAGAUCAACAGCAACACGCUGCUGCUAGAGCUCGCUGGCUGGCGCGGCCUCAUCAUGGAGCCCCGCCCCUACUGGUACAUGAACCUGUGGAGCAAGUGGCGCAAGGCCUGGCUGUUCCUGGGGUGCCUCUCGCCGCACGAGAACUCCACGAAGAUUGGCUUCGACACCGACGGAAACAUCGACAUGCUGAGCGGGCACAUGAUCCACGCCCACCCCAUGAAGUCCUUCAUGGCCGAGAUGGGCGGGCGCAAGACGAUCGAUUUCUGGAACCUGAACAGCGGCAACUACGAGGCCGAGAUCCUGAACGAGACCCUAUUGGGCUCUGGCAGCUUCCUCGAGUUUGGCGUCGUCCUCGUCCGCUUCGACGGCCGUCGUGCGGGGCGUGGAACAGAGCCGUACGUGCAGAUGAGGUCGAGGGACGCGACAGAGGAACUCAUCUUCGAGAUCUGCCACAACGCCAGCCUGAGGCACAUUGGCGGCCUCGACGCGUACUGGAUCAACCACGUCGAGCCGCGCUACGGAUUCAAGGACGAGGUCUGGGUGAACCCCAGGUAUUUCGAGAGGCGGGGCAUCCCGACGCCCACGUCGCUCAAGUCGGCGCCGCCCCCGCCACUGGCCGACUACUCCCCGCACACGUCCGCUGACUUCUCGUGGGACUACGGCUACAGCAGGUUCGAGGAGAUCGGCAG